Messenger RNA from Mesocestoides corti, 897 nucleotides. The record is from the annotation of a GenBank genome assembly. Lineage: Eukaryota; Metazoa; Platyhelminthes; Cestoda; Cyclophyllidea; Mesocestoididae.
AUGAACAUCUCAAAACUUCUGUCCAAAUCUGAGCAGCAAUACGUCCAAAAUUUGAUUCCUCCAAAUAAUAAUGCACGGAGCGUUUGCGUCGCUCGUCUUUAUUAUGGACAGAAAGGUCAGUGGAAGUUGCAAUCUUCAGGAAUCGUUACUCUGGAAAAACAAGCAGACUCAGGCAAUGUAGCAAUUCGGUUUUAUGACUGGGAGGGAGGCCGUGUAGUUAACACAACAAACCUCUACCUGGAGAUGCAAUACCAUGUUCAAACCGCCAAAUUUCAUACAUUUGCGGGCGAAUCUGGACCAGUCGGUUUGGCAUUUGCCGAUUCGAGGGAAGCUGAGGCCUACUACUGCUCUCUCAAAUAUGAACUUUCUUCACCUUCUGGCGGAGGCCGCAUAAACAAUAAACCCCCCGGCCAAGGAAAGACCAAGUUUACUGGUCUCGCUAGACGGGCAAUAAUGAGCAAUAAUGUGAACGUUGCGUUUCAUGGUUUCAAACACGUCCAGCAUGUUGGCUUGGAUUCAAAUGGAGAAGAAUUAAAAAUCCAGGCGCGUGAUGAGGAGGUAGCAGCACAACUUCUUGCCUUACUUGGGAUAAAAGUAGAGUCUAAGGAGGAUAUGAAUAUUGUCUACAAUGUAAUCCAAAGCCACGGAUCCAAUGAGGUCAGACAAGCACUGGAUGCACGUCGCGACCGCCAAGACUCACAUAAUUAUCAGAGUGCCAAUGAAGUCUCACUGAUUCCUUCACAAAACGGGCCUGUUCCACCACCGCCGCCACCACCUCCUCCCCCUCCUUCUCUGGCUGCGGCACCUCAAUCUGCCGAAGCAGGCCGCGAGAGCUUGCUCAAUUCCAUCACUCAAUUUAAAUCGACCAUGUUGAAACCGGUAGAAGAACAUUUUUGA